AUGUCUUUCAGUUUUUCUGCAACGGCUGUUGAUCCACACGGUACUCAUUUUUCGUCAGCAGCCAAUAUGUAUCACCAACAGUAUAUGUCACCCUUAACUGGUUCCUCGUCAUCGUCAACAGGCGGGUCGCCAACAGCAGCCGUUCAAAUUCCAGCGGCAAGUGUUGCCGCUAAUAUGCCAUUGUUAACAUCGAUUGCGAAUGUUAAAGAUUCACGUUGGCUAACGCUUGAAGUUUGUCGAGAAUUUCAACGCGGAAAAUGUACCCGGUCCGAACAAGAAUGUAAAUUUGCUCAUCCAUCUGCGCAUGUCGAAGUCAAUAGUGGCAAAGUUAUAGCCUGUUUUGAUUCACUGAAGGGUAAAUGCAAUCGUACGAAUCCACCGUGUAAAUAUCUUCAUCCGCCUCAACAUUUACGUGACAUUCUACUUCAGAACGGACGCAAUAAUCUUAUUCUUCGUAGUAUUGCUAUGAAUAUUGCUGCGAAUCAAGCUAUGUAUCCACAAACGGCAACCCAUUUGCCGUAUCCCAACGGUGCUAUACUUCAAAAUUCCCUACAACAAUCUGCGUCACUCGCGUCUUAUCCUCAGUUAAGUUCAGCUGGUCCAGCUCAAUCAGCGCUAGUAUUCAAUCAGGCUGGCCAAGCUUUUAGCAUUCCUCUACAUGCAACUCAUUUACAACAAUUAACACAAGGUACAAAUGCAACUGCUAUGUAUAGUCCAGAUGGUGCGCAAUAUUUUCAACCGGUGACACAACUAGCCGCUCAACAAACUGGACCGAAGAUAACUCGUACUGACCGUCUUGAGGUGUGCUAUGAUUUUCAGCGUGGACAAUGCUUUUAUACACUCGAUACAUGUCCGUAUGCACAUCCACCAGCACAUUGUCCACUUGAUGCAGAUGGUCUUGUUACUGUCUGCGUUGAUUAUGUUAAAGGAAAAUGUGCUCGUGAAACAUGCAAAUAUUUUCAUCCACCCGAUCAUCUUGUUGCACAAUUAAAAGCUGUUAAAGCACAAUCAGUCGCUGCUGCUGCUGCGCACGUUUAUUCAGCAGCAGCUGCUCUUCAAUAUUCACCGUCGACUUUUCAAUUUGUUCAGCCCGUUACAUUGAAUAGUAGUCAAUCGAUACUGUCUGCAUCGCCUACUACCUAUGUCUAUCCUCAACAAACAUCUAUUGCACCUGCUUCUUCUUCGCCAUUGCAACAACAAAAUAUUCCCGAAGAUGAUGGUACUUAUGCAAAUAGCUUUGUUUCUGCAUAUCAACCAUAUCCAGGACAUAUGCAAGCAAUUUAUGCACGAGCACCAUCUGUUGAUUUGAAAGAUUCGACGCUUAUGGUUUCGACAAAUCAUGAUACAUCAUCAUCAUCAUCAUCAUCAUCAACAGCAAAUGAUAUUAAGGCAGCGAUCGAUCCUGUCAGCAGCAGCAGCAUCACACCGCAGACAAAAAAACGACCGCUUGAAGACGAUACUGCUACUUCCGGUGCCUACCUACAGCUGCCACAUGGAGCACAGAUCAUUGCUGCACCACAGUAUAUUCAACAACAACAGCAAACAGCGGUAAAUACGCAACAUCAAAAACGUUCAGCUGUUGCUGACCCAAAAACGGGCAUACCCAUGGCUGCUUAUCCAGUAACAGCAUUUUCCUAUCCAUCUGCAUCACCCUUACCGAUGCAGUUUCAACAGCCUUAUCUAACUGCUGUUCCUAUGACUUUUACUGGAUAUACUUCCCAUUUGCCGAGACUUUAA
Molecule: messenger RNA, 1737 nt
Organism: Rotaria socialis
Lineage: Eukaryota; Metazoa; Rotifera; Eurotatoria; Philodinida; Philodinidae
Source: the annotation of a GenBank genome assembly